GUGAUUCUGGCGUGAUCCAUCCGAGGCGGUGUGACCUAGAGAUACAUUUUUAAACAGAUAUUUGUAAUUUUGUGGUUUGUAAAACCAAUUUUUACUUUACAUUUUAAUGUUUGUUCCUUUUUAUCAAGCAUCACUUGAAGAAUCAUUUAAAUUAUCUGAAUUACAUUUAAAUUAUCGACACAAGAGACGAUUUUAAUGUUUUAAUUAUAUAUAUUUUUUAUAUUUGUGAAUUAAAAUAAUGCAGGUAGUGACCACUUUUGAUCGCGCCCUGGCUUUGCAUAUGAAAUAGGCGCGUCUUCUCAGAGCACGUGUAGCGUUCUGUACAGAGGGCGUGCGGUCGCUAUGACAACCAAAGUUUCACUCCUUGGCUUUUGGGCAACAGAACAGAGUCUAACUUAAACGUUUACCUCAUCUUUUGGGAAGAAAAGGAGUUUAAACCUGCGAGUACAUUUGAUAAUGCACAGGAAUUUAAAUCUAGACGACAUUAUACCCAAGAUACCAUCUCUUGACUGGGACUUAUCUUCAUCAGCUCAAGAGGAGAUAUCUGUCCUUAAACAACCACAAGUCCUUGUUUUGCCAGAAGACACUGGGCUAGAUCUGGAGUGUGUUUCAGUCAUGGAGCCUAAAAUCAAGCCUCUCAUUAACUGGGACCUCAAAGACAAUGUAAAAAAGGAGCGUGAAAAUACUGUAAUGGACCAGCUUGUUGCUUUUUGUGAGAGGCAGGCAGAUGAAAUGGAGAGAAAGACGGAUAUUUCAUCUAUGAUAACACACAAUACAGAACGACUAUUGCUCAGGGAACAGAUAACGGAUUUCAAAUGGACUUCAACACAAUUACAACUCAAAGACACUCCAACUAUAUAUAUAGAUUUGCGCAACGACCAAUUUCAAACAAAGCGAGCACCGUUGAGUCAUAGUAACGUUCUUAUAGAUCCCGGAUGUCUGGAAAAGCAAAUAAGAUCCACCAAAAUGAUAAGUCAAACAAAUGCAAGAGAAGAUGAAAUGGAGAGUGAACUCACUGGCAAGAGUUUCUUACUCCAAGAAAUCAGACAGUCCAAGCUAAGUUUGUCAAGGUUAUCUGGGAGCAAGAAAAAUCUAAAUUUUGCUAAGCCUCAGAAAAACAGCUCAGGGGUAAAGAAAGAGCACCUCAGUAAUUCAGAAAUAAACUGCGGUGAGCCUGCUUGUAUUCGGCAGGCCAGCAUUUGCCAUGAAACGCAGCACAAUGCAUCCUCUCACACACCAACUGAUGUUCAGGCCGAAAACAAACAAAGCAGUGGCCAAGCACAAAGAGAACAACACAAUGAUGAAGUCAGACGGCAGAAGGAUCUGAAGUUCUUGCAAGAAUUUAAACCACAAAGUUCUGCAAAUGAGAAAAGUGAUAUUCUUUAUGACCCUGAAGCAUCCUACCUUCCUUCGGUGAACACAUUACCUCCAGAUCUAAAGAUAAGAGAGUGUUUGUUGCUCACUGUGUCUUUGUCCAUUCCUGGGGUUGUGACUGGAAAAGCACAGAAGAAAGCACAGACAGUGGAUGCAGUCUCACUAAAUUCACAUGUUUACAACACACUCGUAGCUUGGUUCUUGUCUUUGACUGAACCCAACACCUGUAAUGGGAAAAAUAUGAUGAUUGAUUCCCCUUUCUGGGUGGCCGGGCUGCAGCAGUUUUAUAUAAAUGAUGGCCUGGCCUUAUAUAUCUGUGCUGUAUCGCGGGAGGAUGGUGGACCUGUCCGUAAAAGAUUGAGGGGAAGGGAUGUGGAAAAGAAACAGAGUUUAUUUCACAGACGAGUCUGCAAGUUCUUGUCUCAGACGUCAUUGAAUACUGUUGCAUUCUGGGUACCUGAGCUCAAUCGUGUGCUAGAGAAACAGGCUUACCCUGCGCAGGUCCUCUUGCCUUCAUCGUACCUGGACUGUUUCAUCUCUGUCAAUCCAAAUCGAGAGGCUGUUGAAAAGGCCUUUGGUAUGACUCCAGGAUUCUUUUGGCAAACUGUGGAGAUAGAAGACCAAAAAUGUCAAAGAGCAGAAGCCACACGUUCCCAAGAGUCUCAUACUGAGACUGCAGUUGCUCUGAUAUACAGCGCAUUGCAUCUUAACCCCCUAGCAAUGCAUCACACACUUAUGUACAGUUCAGGCCUAGACAUAUGUGGUCUCCGUUUCCUUUACCCGACUCGAAAGCUACUGACAAACUUUGCAGUCGGAAUGUUAAAUAUGCAUGAAGGAGAUCGCCCUCAUAUGCCAGUCCUUGCACUGAGUCUUCGGGGUCCUCACGCUAAAUCACAGUGGCGGGAGAUCGCAGGGCCAGCAGACCCCAAGCUGGCAAGGAAGACAGACCCGGCAUCCAUCAACGCCUUGUACUGUCACAGUCGAGACCAGCCUCUGCUCUACUCACCUCAACUACUCAGUCUUGUGCAUCUGGGCCUCUGUCUUUGGUUUGGUGGUAGGAUAGCAAACAACAACCUGGCAGGGUCUGAUCAGAUUCAGGAUGCUGGUAACAGAGGAGACACACGUUCACAUGUUCUGAUGUCUUCUCCGGCAACUUUAUGUACUACUAUGAAAGCGGAUAUAUUUCUCCUCGCAUCUCCAGUAGUUGGACCACACUGCUACAGCUAUGUACUCGCCGCAUGUGCCAAGAGAGGCUUCAGUCUGUUGGGACUUCAAAAGGUGCAGAUCUCCAGCAAACAAGCUCGGUCUAUAGGUCUCACAGCAAAGCAGGUUGCAGUGUUCUGUCACGCUCCCACAGUGUUUCUGGAUGGAGAACAGGUUGAGCUGUCCUCUCAAUGCCUGGUGAUGCUGAUGAGGAGAGAAAGUGCAGUUCGGCACUCUUCUGGACUGCCUGCAGGUUUGAUGAACGAACUUGCUGCUCAAGGGUUUAUUGGAUCGAUCCAUGCAAGACUUAUGGAUGAUGUUAUUGUGGCUCCACAUCUUUGCUUUCACACGGUGCCCUACUCGAAAAAAAUCUUCAAUGUGUUGGGUGGGCACAUGUGGACGGCACCAGAUUUUAGCCACGUGGUCUUGUCCAAACACAAGUAUCUGUCUUAUCCAGACACAGAGCAGGUCGUGUUUCUGACAUUGAUGGGUCAAAACAUAUUAGAGAAAGAGAUUGACCUGCUACAUAAAACAGGAAAAGAAGGUUUCGAGUUGUUGGCAUUGAAGUGGCUGCCCAGUCUUUCUCAGCAGCAGGCACAAGAAUUGAGUCCGUUUGAGAUCGGGGUCAGAGAAUGGCAGAGUAGUGUGCUGAGGUUGAUGUCCACCCCUGCCCUGGUCAUUGCUCUGAGGAGGAUAAGGGCAUUCAUCACCUUACGCAGACUCUUGCCCCCAAAUUAUCCAGGAGACCUGAGUAUACUGAUGUCUCCCACUCCCGAGACGGCUUUUAGACAGAUCUGUCUCUUUUUCUCGGAGACAGAAUUGGUUCCAGAUCACAGCAGUCGUCCAUCAUUGAAAUUCCUACCACCCGUUCACACUCUUGAUCUCAGAAGUCAGUCGCUUUACACUUACAUGACUGUUGGCCCAGAGCCUCUUUUAACGUUGGCUCUGUUCAAACCUGGAGUUUGGAGACGUUGCUUUGGUCAAAUCCUGAGCAUGAUCAAACACGACGGCUUUGCCGUAGUGGGCCUACGCGUGCUUCAGCUGAACUUGGACAUGGCGAAUGCACUGAUAGAUCCACCAGAACAGGAUCACACUGAAAGGAAGCUGGAGUUGAAGUACUUGAUGUCCGGCCCAUCGCUGGCUCUGUGUUUAAUGAAAGUGAAUGCAGUAAUGGGGCUACUGGAGAUGACUGGUCCUGAGGAUCCAGCUGAAGCUCGUAUUAUAGAUCAGAAUCUAUGGAGAGCCCGCUACGGCUCCAACCGAAUACAUAACGGCAUCUACGGAUCACGCUCAUAUAAAAAGGCAAUCAAGGACAUCAAACUGGUAUUUCCAGAGGGUGUGUGCAGCCCGGAAAGUUCGGUUAUGAGACUCGAGCAGAUACAAUGUCUGCGAUCAGAUCCUCGGGCUAGUUUUGAACGUGAACAGUCACACACUCUUAGAUCUGCUGUAAAGGAUCAAUUUUCACAGUCUUUGAUCGCAUCAGGAUUCUGUCAAGGGCGUUUAGUCUGCAGUGCUCUCUGCCAGACCACCUGCUUGCUGAUGCCUUUCGACCUCCUGGGGCAGAAUCAGCCUCCCCUUUACUCAGAGUUACUCCAUAGGAUGCUUUGGGCAGACUGCCACCUGGUGGCCGGAAGGCUUUGCACACUAGACAAAAAGCAAAGAAGCCAUAUAUUUGAGCUUUUGGGGUCCUCUGCUGGUGGAGCAUGCCAUGAAUCGCGUUUAUCUGAGGGUCCCUGCCUUAUCAUUGCAUUACAAGGAGACAAUGUUGUCACCUGCUUCGAUGUUAUUCUUGAGAGUGUUUGUAUGGAAAGACCUGACUUUGAAAGCGUUAGGAUGAAAUUUCUUUAUCCGAACUCUGAACGUGGGGCUGAAAAAUUGCUUUGUUACCUGUUUGAUGUUCUCAGUUGUGACAGUCAUCACAGCAUAGUACCGAAGUAAUCAGUAAACCCAUCACAGAUAUAUCGUGGAGCAACCGUCUCUACAAUGAUGAGAAGAUUGAGAAGCAGGUUCACUACUCUAACCAUUAUAAGAAACAACUGGAAGAUAAUACAAUAGAUAAAUGGUAUAAUGUUUCUCGGGACACUAUUCAAGUUAUAUGAAUCUAUUGUGAGAAGGUUUCCAGUUGAAUUAAAAGCAAACAGUCAUCUAACACCUUAUAAAUUAAACAGCUAUAAGCUUUUA
Molecule: messenger RNA, 4758 nt
Organism: Misgurnus anguillicaudatus (oriental weatherfish)
Lineage: Eukaryota; Metazoa; Chordata; Actinopteri; Cypriniformes; Cobitidae
Source: RefSeq, a predicted model, not a curated record